AUGAUUCGCAAUGGACAACCUUUAGUCAGACAUCGUCUCCGUAUUGCGUUGGUAUCCGACUUCUUCUGCCCAAAUGCUGGAGGUGUUGAGACACACAUAUAUUUCUUAGCCAAAUGCCUCUUAGAACUUGGGCAUAAGGUUAUUGUCAUUACACACGCUUACGGAGAAAGGAAAGGUAUCAGGUAUUUGUCCAAUAACUUGAAGGUUUACUACUUGCCUUUCAUUGUAUUUUAUAAUGGAUGCAGUUUAGCAUCUAUAAUAGGUUCAUUAUACUGGUUUAGGAAAAUAUUUCUCAGAGAGCGCAUUCAACUUGUUCAUGGGCAUUCGACGUUUUCCUCAAUGGCACAUGAAGCCUUAUUCCAUGCUUGGACUAUGGGGUUACGCACGGUCUUUACUGACCACUCAUUAUUUGGUUUUGCCGAUGCUUCUGCCAUUCUUACAAAUAAACUUGUCCUUCAGUACUCGCUAGCAAAUGUCGACCAAAUAAUAUGCGUUUCUUUUACAAGCAAAGAAAAUACGGUUCUAAGAAGCGGGAUUCCUGCCAACAAGGUUUCAGUGAUUCCAAAUGCGAUUCACACUGAAACCUUUGUCCCUGAUCCAUUUUUAUUUUACAACAACCCAACCACUGUUGUAGUAAUUUCGAGGCUUGUUUACCGAAAGGGGGCAGACCUUUUAGCAAAAAUAAUUCCUCAAGUGUGUGCGGCUCACCCAACUGUACGUUUCAUUGUUGGAGGUGAAGGGCCUAAAAGAGUUGAUGUAGAGGAAAUGCGUGAGAAGUUUUGCUUACAAGAUCGUGUCAUCAUGCUCGGCAGUUUGCCCCAUAAUCAGGUGCGUGAUGUGCUGGUUCAUGGUCAGAUAUUUCUAAACACUUCACUUACUGAAGCGUUCUGCAUGAGCAUUGUCGAAGCAGCAUCUUGCGGACUCCAUGUUGUUUCAACACGAGUAGGUGGCAUACCGGAAGUUUUGCCAGAUGACUUCAUUUCUACAGCACCACCGCUCCCGCAAGAUCUGAGCAGGAAACUGUUGGAAGUCAUUAGAAGACGUGAGUGUGGCUUGUUAAUGGGACCUGAAGAAAGGCACCGCAGGGUUCAGAAAAUGUAUCACUGGUCCGAUGUGGCAGAGCGAACUCAAGAAGUUUACUUCAAGGCCAUGAACUCACCAGCGUCCUGUUGGUGUGGUCGAUUAAGUCGGUUUUAUGAGAGCGGAAUAGGUUUUGGAAUUCUUUAUAUUUGGGCAGCUGUAAUUAACAUGAUUUGGCUUCUAGCGUUGCAGUUUUUCGACCCACCGCAGGUAUAAAC
Enterobius vermicularis (human pinworm) is the source of this 1298-nucleotide messenger RNA. The record is from the annotation of a GenBank genome assembly. NCBI's taxonomy places the organism in Eukaryota, Metazoa, Nematoda, Chromadorea, Rhabditida, Oxyuridae.